AUGUUUUCAAAAUGGUUUGGAAAGAAAUGGUAUCAACGAAUUGGCGAAAAAUCUGUCUCUUCAAUUGAUAGUGCAUCAACUUCAGUUGCUGAAAACUCAUUUAAAGCUAAAUUUGUUGAUUCAAAAUUAAAUGUCGAGAUUUAUUCAUUUAUCAAUGGAUGUUUCAGAGUACGGUUUCAGUUAGAAGGUGAAGAAGAACAAUAUAAUCGAUUUGAUGUUUCGAAAUCUGAUAUUUUAAUCAAUCAACAAGUAUUAAAUACCAAAUUACAAAUCACAAAUAACAAUUUCGACGAUAAAUGCGAAUUAACAUCAAACUCUUACAAAGUCAUUAUUUAUUACAAUCCUUUCAAACUCGAAUUCUACGAUUCCGAUAAAUUAGUGUCGACAAUCAACGACGAGCAGCAAUUAUUAUUCAUUACAGGCGAAGAAACAACUGUUGGGUCAGAUAUUUCGUUCCACGGCUCAAACGUCAGAAUUUCAGGUUUAGCAGAGAGAGUUACACCGAAUAAUAUUGCAGAUGGCACAUACCAGAUGACUAAUGUCGAUGCAUACGGCUUCAAUGACAAGAAAAUCGCAUCAAUUUACGGAAAUAUUCCCUUCAUAAUUGCUCAUUCCCCAGAACUCUCAUGUGGAUUCUUUUGGGCCAACAGUUCCGAGACAUACGUCAACCUCUCUACGAAAGAUCAAUCGAGAUCUGCCAGAUUCCUUUCUGAAGGCGGUUUCGCAGAUUGUUUCAUUUUUAUUUGUAAACCAUUGAAAAUUAUCCAAAAUUAUUGUGAACUUACAGGCCAUCCCAUGAUGCCACCACUAUGGUCAUUAGGGUACCAUCAAUGCCGUUGGGGAUACAAGACACAAGCCAUUUGCGAAGAAGUCAUUUCGAACUUAGAAAAAGAGAAUUUUCCAUUCGAUUGUUUCUGGCUCGAUUUAGAUCACUUGAAAGACAGAUCUCCAUGGCAUUACAACCCUAAAACAUUCCCAAAUCCAGACCAUCUCGAGUCCCUUCUCCUCUCUAAAUCCAGACAGUUCGUAAGACUCUGUGAUUGCCAUUUACCAACUUCAGGAGAUUCACCUGAACUGAAAAAGUGUCAAGAAAAAAAUUUAUUGAUCAAAAAACGUGACAACUCCAUUUAUCACGGACUUUGUUGGCCAGGUGUCAGCUGCUGGGUAGAUUUCUUUAAUCCAGAAGCAAGAGAGUUUUGGUCUGAACGCUGCAAACAACAAGAAAACGGUUAUUUCUGGAACGACAUGAACGAACCGAGUUCUUUCGGAAUAAUGAACAAAUCAUUGCCAAAGGACUGCAGAACAGGACAGUGGACAGACAAAGAAACUCACAACGCCUACGCAACAUACCAAUCUUUCUCAACUUUCAACGGUUUGAAAAUGAGAGAUGAAAAAAGACCAUUUAGCUUAUCCAGAGCUUUCUUCAGCGGAACACAGAAAUAUGCGUUCGUUUGGACAGGUGAUAAUGGCUCUUCAAAAACACAUAUGAUGAAAUCUUUGUCAAUGAUUGCUAACGCAAAUAUUUGUGGGGUCACUUUUAUCGGUGCUGAUGUUGGCGGUUUUUCGCAUUCAAUUGAUGAUGAACAUCUUGUUGAAUGGUUCAAUGUUGCCUGCUGGACAUAUCCUUUCUUCAGGGAGCACUGCAUUUUCACGGCAAAGAACAGAGAACCAUAUCUUUCCAAAUACAAAGAUUUGUUGAAAGAAAUUGUUGAAAGAAAAUAUAAGUUUUUGCACUUUUGGUACACGGCUGCUUGGAGAGCUCAUCAAUACUCAUGUCCAAUAGUGAGACCACUCUUCAUUGACUUCCCUGAACUCGAUUUCGAACAUGACAGAUCUUAUGAAGUUUUAAUUGACUCGUUUAUUUUCUUUUCUAUCACGGAUGAUGAAAACAAUAAACAGAGAACAGUUAAAUUACCUCCUGGUUUGUGGUAUGAUAUCAAUAACAAGUGUUCCAAUGGAGAAGUCGUUGUUGAAAACGAUUUCAAAUCUAAUCCUGUAUUUUUCAGAGGUGGAAGGAUUGUUUUGAUCAUAAACAAUGUUGUUGAAUGCACAAAGAAGACAAUACAACAGCCAACAACAUUAUUCGUUUACUUGGAUGAAAAUGAUUCUGCAAAAGGUGAUGUUUACAUAGAUGAUUAUGAAACAUCUCAGUUUGAAAAUGGAAUUUGGCUCCACAAAGAGUUCAAAUUCGAAAAUUCCAAACUUAUUUGUUCUGAAUGCGAAGAUUCUCCAAAGAAUGCUACUGUUCCUGUUGUUAACAUCACAAAAGUUGUUGUAGUCAAGAGAGACACAACUGUUGAAAAAGAAGUUUCUCUCACAGCCAAUGAAAAUUGGGAAAUUUCGAUUUAA
Messenger RNA from Trichomonas vaginalis G3, 2349 nucleotides. Its product is annotated as glycosyl hydrolase. Gene Ontology annotation, biological process: N-glycan processing; carbohydrate metabolic process. Bases 1 to 2349 code for a protein of 782 amino acids. The transcript has a single exon. Gene Ontology annotation, molecular function: alpha-glucosidase activity; carbohydrate binding. Lineage: Eukaryota; Parabasalia; Trichomonadida; Trichomonadidae. The record is from RefSeq and is a predicted model, not a curated record.